AUGGCAAACAAGGAACCUUUCGAUGACCGAAGGAUGCAUAUUGCGUUGACCGUCCACGACAAGGAAGGGAAACAGCAUGAAGACUUCCCUGUCAAGAUAUACAAGAUCAAGUACAGCGACGAGCUGCAGACAGAGCUGGAGCAAAAAGAAGAGGAGUGCAAGGAUGAGCUUGAGGCCAAGCCGAAGCCGAGUCCAAAGAAAGCUGAGACAUCAACGCAACCGGGCGGGAGCAACUCAAGUACGCUCGCGCCACCUCCCAACGCAGCCGUCCCCACCAACAAAGAAUUAGAAGAGAUGUUCUACGAUUUUGGUCGCGACAUCUCAGCAGAAGAGAACAGGCAGAUCGCGACUUACUUUUCCAAGGUUCAAGGCCUUAGAAUACCCGUCCCAGAUGCGCUCUUCUUCACCAUGCGUGAGAGAGCCAGAAAAGUGAACCUUCCCAUCGAGCGUGAUUCUAUAUUCAUCGACUUUCUUUACAAGACCAAGCAACUGACGGAAGAGUCACGGAUUCCAUGCGAGGAGCAAAAGGAGGAGGAGGAACAGGAGGAGGAACAGGCGUCGAAGCGACGCAAGCUCACAGGUGCGAAACACCACAAGAUACGUCCUCUUCUCUUGUUUACUCCAGAGCUUCAGAAGAUGGCCGCUGAGGUGUUGGCCGGCCGCGAGAGAACUACCAAGAUAAAGCGCAUUAUGGACGAGGGCAACGGAACAGAAGACUGGAACCCAGUUGAUGAUUCCCUUAACGAAGACAAGCUCGACGCGCUUGCUGAUGAGCUGACGGUGCUCUACAAAGAAAUGUGCUCCAACCUGAGAAAAGCGCUUCUUCAUCUCAAAGAUUAUGCUCGCUACCUGGAGGAUCUAACCGACGCCGGCGUGUUCCGGUUGAGGGAAAACUCCAAGGAGGAAAUAUAUCGAUUCGAAGACUUCCUAGAACCAAAGUCGUUCCGCGACACGGUUGCAGCCCUACAAUGGAUGGAGCACAAGGAUGCUGUGGCGCUCUGUACCUACGAAUCGAUUUACCGCUUCGUGCAGCCAAUCGUCAACACAAGGGUGAAUAUAAAUCACAGCAGGACUAGACUUGCCAAACAAGCCGAAGCGCCGCUAUCGAGAUGGGAGCCCACACCAAGGAAAGAGAAUAAUGACACCGGGGACAGCAACGAGAACGUGAUCCGGCCGGAAACCGAGGCACGGUAUGGGGCAGUUUAUGGAGACAUUCAACGACUCCGCGACAUGAUUCAACAAGAGCUCACGACUGUAUUGAUUCCAACAAGGGCAGGUGUACGAGAACGCGAUUGCGAUUUCCGAAAAGAGUUGGACGAACUUGUACCAGCGGAGACACUAGAGGCCUACAAUCACGGCACCACUGAAGACAAGGAAGAGAUACUGAGAGAUCUUUUUGCGACAGCUAUGGAUACUGAUAGAGCAUACCUCCAUGUCGACACGUACACGGAUGAUAUGCAACGAAUCAGAUUGUUCGCAUCACCUCAUACCUCCGACUUUGCGCCCUACUCCACAGUCUUCACGCAUCGUUCAUCAGCACAAUCGCGAGACCCUACAACACAAACACCACGGUCCUCAACCUCCGCGCCCCAAGGCUCGACCAAUCACCCGCUCAGCCUUCCACCAGCUACCCCUCACGACGAUAUCGCUUGGGCCGAACACGAUGACCUUCUCCACUCACUCACUGUACGCGCUUCAGAUCUCGACCAGUUAGCCCUCGCAGCUGAAGCGCGAUGGAAAGCUGCUGAAGGCAUGCUGCCCCCUUCAGAACAUCAUACUAUCGGCCGCGCAGCUAGCGUUCCCACAUUACGAGAAAUUCAUCUGUUGCUAGCGCGGAUUGAUCUAUUGGUGAGAGAAGAACGGAAAUGGAGGGACGAAUGCAUGCCGAGGAACCCGAGAGAGAAGUACCCGGCUUGGGCGAGUGUAUAUUCGCAGGUCAUGGGCGUGGGUGUAGGGCGAGGACUAAGGCCAUGGGAUGUAGUCAAGGAGUUGGAUCACUCCGCUUUCAAAAGCAUCGAGUCGGCCAAGAUGUUGUUCUUCAAACUCAUCACCACUGCCCUCUUCUACUUCACCUCUCUUGUCGCAGCUGCCGACACGAGCGCCUGGAAGUCUCGCAGCAUCUACUUCGUUCUCACCGACCGCAUCGCUCGCAGCAGUAGCGAUACUGGCGGCGGAGCAUGCAGCAAUCUUGGCAACUACUGCGGCGGAACCUUCAAAGGUCUUGAGUCCAAACUCGACUACAUCAAAGGGCUAGGAUUUGAUGCCAUCUGGAUCACUCCGGUCGCUGCUGGAUACCAUGGCUACUGGGCUGAGGAUCUCUACUCGAUCAACUCAAACUACGGUUCUGCUGCCGACUUGAAGAGCUUGGUCAGCACUGCUCAUGCUAAGGGCAUCUAUGUCAUGGUCGAUGUUGUCGCCAACCACAUGGGCCCAGGUGCGAUCACCAACAACAAGCCUUCGCCACUAAACCAGCAAUCCUCAUACCACUCCGCCUGCGAUAUCAACUACAGCAACCAGGGCAGUAUCGAGCAGUGCCAAAUUGCCGGUCUCCCGGACAUCAACACCCAGUCCACGGAGAUCCGCAACCUGUUGAACACUUGGGUUUCUUGGCUUGUCAAGGAGUACAGCUUCGAUGGCGUUCGAAUCGACACCGUCAAGCACGUUGAGAAAGACUUCUGGCCUGGCUUCUCUGCUGCAACUGGCGUGUACAACAUCGGCGAAGUGUUCGAUGGCAACCCGACUUACCUUGCUGAGUACGCCAAGCUCAUGCCCGGUCUUUUGAACUACGCAACCUACUACCCUAUGAACAACUUCUACCAACAGACCGGUUCAGCUCAGGCGCUUGUAGACAUGAUGAACACCGUCAGCAACACUUUCCCCGACCCAUCCGCUCUCGGUACCUUCCUCGACAAUCACGACAACAAGCGUUGGUUGAACGUAAAGAACGACCAGACUCUGCUCAAGAACGCCCUUGCUUACGUCAUCCUUGCGCGAGGUAUUCCCAUCCUCUACUAUGGUACCGAACAAGGCUAUGCCGGUGGUGACGACCCAGCCAACCGAGAAGACCUCUGGCGAAGCGGCUUCAACACUAACGCGAAUCUCUAUCAGGCCAUCAAGAAGCUGACUGCUGCAAGGAAGUCUGCAGGAGGCCUUGCCGGUAACGAUCACACCCACUUGUACGUAGCGAACAACGCCUACGCCUGGAGCCGUGCAGGUGGCAACCUUAUCGUUCUCACCACGAAUGCUGGAAGCAGUUCCAACCAGCAGCAUUGCUUCAAUACCCAGAAGGCCAACGGAAAAUGGAACAACGUGUACGGAAACGGCGCUGCUGUUACUGCCGACGGUAACGGUCAGAUCUGUGUCACCGUCAGCAAUGGCGAACCCAUCGUUCUUGUUGCUGGCACUGCUACGCCCACCACGGGAACCACUCUUACCACCAAGACUGCUACUGCUACUGGCACAUCAACUGCUUGCCCAACAGCUGUUUCGGUUUCUUUCACCCACCGCAUCACCACUGUUCCUGGCGACACCAUCAAGAUCACCGGUAACACUGCGCAGUUGGGUAACUGGACACCAGCCAACGGUCUUACUCUGUCCGCAAGCAGCUACACCGCUAGCAACCCGGUCUGGACGAUCACCGUGCCAUUGGCAGCAGGUUCAGCGAUCCAAUACAAAUUUGUGAAGAUUAGCAGCAGUGGAACGAUCACAUGGGAGAGUGAUCCUAACAGGAGCUACACCGUGCCCAAGUGCCAGGCGAGUGCCAGUCUGAGCAGCUCAUGGCAGUACCUUGUGCUCUCAUGGGCCGAUACAUCGCCAACUCGAGUUCAGUCACACCAGCAGAUUGGAUCGGCUUUCGAAGGCUAUCCUGGAAAGCUGGGACAUAUCUACCACAAGGCUUAUACCAUGGAAAGCUGGCUAACAGAAUUGCCUUACUUGAACAUAACAGCUCUGGCAGUCUACCAAGAGAAAAGCUGGCCAAGAGCGCGCUGGCUGCCGUCCGUUCCGUACUUGGAACUCCACGGCGCUCAAGGAUCAUCAAGAAGAGCUUGGACCACGGGCAAAGUGGCCGAAAUACAUCCCGUUUAUGGGGCUAAAUGCACGAGCGAAGCGUAUGACGAUCACUUUCUCGUUGAGCUCUUCAAAAAGUGGCAUGAAGACGCCGAGUACGAAUUCGAACCAGCGAAGAAUAACGCUCCAAUCAAUGAUGGGAAGCAUUUCAUUGCGCAGUUCGACCGAGUGGAGCUUCUUCUUGCACAGAGUCGAAGAAAUGUUUGGGGUGUUACUUCAAAGCAGUGGCAAGACUUCGCUGAAGGUACCGAUAUCCUUGCUACUAACGUUGAAGUGGCACAGCACAUGGAGUUCUCGCGGAAGCUCGAAGCAGGCGAGAUUUGUGAGGAAGUGGAAGCACAGAAAUUGCAUUCAAGCCUUCAGUCCUUUCCACUACCGCAACAUUCCCUCAUUUACUACCCGGUUCACUCGCUACAUCAUUCAUUCAAAAUGAAGUUCACUCUCGUCACCGCUCUCCUCGCCGGCGCCGCGGUUGCUGUCCCUACUGCCCCUAUCCACCCUCACAACGGCACAGUUGAGGAAAGGUCCCUGAACAAGCGUCUUGACCCUCUUACCAUCGCCAUCAUCGGUGGUGCUGCCUCUGCCAUUGUCGGUGUUUCCGCAACUGAGGCUCUCAACACCAUCAAGAACGUUGCCGAUUGGACUGCUGCUCGUGAGGCUUUCACCAAGGCUACCACCGCCGAGAUGUCCAGGCGCGCUAAGCCCAACGAGGCCGCUGUCUGCUACAACAUGGGCUACAAGGUCUCCAAGCCUAACCAGAUGCGCGAGCUCACCUCUGUCCGCUUGAAGUCUGGUGUCCUCAACACCGACUAUGACUGCUUCUUCAUGUGGGGUCCUGACAACCACUUCAACUCUGAGGGUGACGGUGGUUACAUCAACCUUGCUGUCAUGGCCCCUGAUUCAUGCCCCUUCGACAGCAAAACCUCCGACCUUUACUGCCAGUAG
Molecule: messenger RNA, 5013 nt
Organism: Alternaria burnsii
Lineage: Eukaryota; Fungi; Ascomycota; Dothideomycetes; Pleosporales; Pleosporaceae
Product: carbohydrate-binding module family 20 protein
Exons: 14
Coding region: 1-5013 (1670 amino acids)
Biological process (GO): carbohydrate metabolic process
Molecular function (GO): starch binding
Source: RefSeq, a predicted model, not a curated record